GCGGCGGUGACAGCGACAGCCACACGUGCCCGCCCCGGGACCGGCUGCGCGAGUCCGGCUGCGGGAGCUCCGCGGGCACUGCCCGGCCGCCAGAAUAAGGAUGGAUGGUUGCUCAACUGUUAACCACAAAAGACGCUGUCUGCAAGGAUAUUCCUGUGCACAGAAGAGGUGUCUGUUUGACCACUCCUGUACGAUGCAGAUACAAAAAAUUACUGAAAGUUUCAAGAUGAGACACCGUGAAUCAUCUUUAGCGGCUGUUCACUUCCAUGAUUGACUUGCCUUCUUCCUACGUUCCUUUUAGUCACCCUGGGAAUUGCUGAAGCUGUUUUGUGCAGGAGGCAUUGCUGAAAUUUCCUUUGGAGCAAUGGACUUGGAUAAACCAUCCGUCUGGGGAUCCCUGAAACAGAAAACUAGACCUUUCCUGCGAAACCUAAGUGUGAAGAAGACAAAGAAGAGGUCUAGCAAAAUAGUGGAGAGGAAGAUCCACUCCUUGGAUCGGCGCCUCAGUGUGUCGGUACCGGACAUGCUGGAGGUGGAGACUGUUAUGGAAGAAGAAACAACUUAUUCAAGUACUCGGGUGUUGUCAAGCUACUCACCCAAGAACUUCUCCAGGUCUGUUGUGUCCCUGAAAAGCAGAAGCACUUCAGCGAGGCCGGCAGGAGAGGACUGGCGAUGGACACCGCAGCAGCCAACACACACAGAGGUGACAGUCAACCACUCAGACACACAAGUCACAGGCAUCCCAGUGUCCGAGAGGAAGAGGAAAUCCAGCAAUGACCUCUUUGAGCUGCUACAAAGAGCUCGUCUGAGUGCUACUCCAUCAGAUGAUGGGGCAGAGUACCCAUGUGGAGAAAUAGAUCUGGACUCUUCCAUAUCAUCUCAAAUUUUUGAUGAUCAGAUAGCUCUAGACGAAGCAAACGAUUGUUUGAGUGACCUGCCCAGCCCCUUUGCUUACCUACUGACCAUCCACCUGAAGGAAGGCCGGAACCUGGUUAUCAGAGAUCGCUGUGGUACAAGUGACCCAUAUGUGAAGUUUAAAGUGAAUGGGAAAACUCUAUACAAAAGUAAGGUAGUCUACAAGAACCUGAACCCAGUUUGGGAUGAAACUGUUGUGCUGCCUGUACAGACCCUUGAUCAGAAGCUCUGGAUCGAGGUGUAUGAUAGAGAUUUAACCUCUUCAGACUUCAUGGGUUCAGCAUUUGUAUCGCUCACUGAACUUGAACUUAAUAGAACUACUGAGCAGGUUUUAAAACUGGAAGAUCCCAACAGUUUGGAAGAUGACAUGGGAGUGAUUGUGUUAAAUUUAAGUCUAGCAGUCAAGCAAGGAGACUUCAAGAGAAAUAGAUGGUCAAGUCGGAAGAAGCGAACUUCAUCCAAGUCAAGUUUCAUGCGGAGUGUGCGACUCUCUGACUCUCUGCGAAAGAACCAGUUGUGGAAUGGGCUGGUCACCAUCACCCUCUUGGAGGGUAAGAACAUCCCUGGAGGAGGCUUGGCAGAGAUUUUUAUUCUCCUCAAACUGGGAGAUCAAAGAUACAAGACACUGUGUAAGAGUGCAAAUCCUCAGUGGAGGGAACAGUUUGAUUUUCACUACUUCUCUGACAGGAAGGAUAUGUUGGACAUUGAGGUCUGGAGAAAGGAUAACAAAAAACAUGAGGAGCUUUUGGGAACGUGCCAAGUUGACAUUACUGCCCUGCCAAUGAAGCAGACCAAUUGCUUAGAGCUGCCUCUGGAAAAACGGCCAGGGUCCCUGCUAAUGUUGAUUGCUGUUGCCCCAUGUACAGGAGUGUCUAUCUCUGAUCUCUGCGUCUGCCCUUUGGGAGACCCCAGUGAAAGGCAGCAGAUUUCACAACGCUAUUGUAUAAAGAAUUCCUUUCGGGACAUGAAGGAUGUUGGCUUCUUGCAAGUCAAAGUUUUAAAGGCCGUGGAUCUGUUGGCUGCAGAUUUUUCAGGUAAAAGUGAUCCUUUCUGUGUGUUAGAGCUGGGAAAUGACAGUCUUCAAACGCACACUGUUUACAAGAACCUCAAUCCAGAGUGGAACAAAGUUUUCACGUUCCCUAUUAAAGAUAUUCAUGAUGUUCUGGAAGUGACCGUGUUUGAUGAAGAUGGAGAUAAACCCCCUGAUUUUCUCGGAAAAGUCGCCAUCCCUUUGCUAUCUAUUAGAAACGGUAAACAAAGUUGUUACACACUGAAGAAUAAAGACUUGGAACGUGCUUCAAAAGGAGUAAUUUACUUGGAGCUGGAUGUCCUGUUUAAUCCUAUAAAAGCAAGUAUUAGAACAUUCAAGCCCCGAGAAAAGCGCUUUACUGAGGAGAACCGCAAAUUUUCUAAAAAGAUCUUAUCAAGAAAUGUUGAUCGCGUGAAAAAAAUCACCAUGGCAAUAUGGAACACAAUACAAUUCCUUCGGAGCUGCUUUCUCUGGGAGUCCACGGUAAAGAGUGUGAUAGCAUUUGUGGUAUUUGUGGUCACUGUAUGGUGCGUGGAACUGUACAUGGUGCCCCUGGCUCUGCUGGUGCUCUUUGUCUACAACUUCUCCCUUGUCACAACAGGGAAGGUCAACAACACCCAAGAUGCCCAGGACCUUAUGGGCUUGGAUGAAGAUGAGGAUGAGGAUGAUAAGGAAUCUGAGAAAAAGGGGCUAAUUGACAGAAUCCACAUGGUCCAAGAGAUCAUCAUAGCUGUUCAAAGCAUCUUAGAAGAAAUAGCAUCAUUUGGAGAGAGGAUUAAAAACACAUUCAACUGGACGGUGCCUUUCCUCUCUGUCCUGGCCUGCUUGGUCCUGGCAGGAGCAACAGUCAUUUUGUAUUUUAUACCACUGAGGUACAUUGUUUUAGUCUGGGGCAUUAAUAAAUUUACCAAGAAGCUUAGAAAUCCCUAUGCCAUUGACAAUAAUGAACUACUAGAUUUCCUCUCCAGGGUACCAUCUGAUGUUGAAAAGGUGCAGCAUGCUGAAUUGAAACCAUACAGCAGCUCCAGUCCCAUUAGGAAGAAGCGAUGCGCGCUAUAGGAUGCAGCGUGAUUUUGGAAUGCAGCAUCUCCCUCUGCAUACGCCAUACGUGCACAAAUGCUUCCCCCUCCCCCCUUCUUUUUGCUUCAGAACAGCGCUAUAAUCACUCCCACAGACUUUUUUUUUUUUUAUUUGAAGAUGUGGUUUUUUGAAAAACCUAUCUUGGGUUGGUUUGGGGAUUGUAUUUUCUGGGUUAUCUUUUCAGCAUGGAAUCCUACCCCAAGAAAAUGCAAAGUGGAAUGUAUGAACUAGUUUGUGGGGUGGGGAGGACAAUGGGUGAGGGUGGUGGAACAGCACAACUACAUCUUUCUUUUUUUUCUUUUUUUUUUCCCCCCCCUUCAAUUUCAGAGGCAAGACUGGAUGUGGCAGUACUCCCUGUUUUAUGCAGGAAGAGGUAAUUCCGCUUAGUGUAGCAGAUCAGCUGAGCUGAUGUAAGAUGCUCUGAACCAGUUUUUAACAUAUCCAAUAGAUUUACAUUAAGAUAUGAAAGCUAUUCUUUUCUGAGUUAAAUCACUGUGCCUAGAAAGGUUUAAGCUCUGAAUUAACGACUCUUUGAUACCCAUCUUCUGUUCAAGCAGUGUACAUUUUAAGAAGUUUUUUAUCAUAAUUAGCAGAAAGAGCUGGGAGCUCCAACUGUAUCUCAAUAUUUCAUCCAGCACUUGUGGGCUUUUCUUUUUCCUUUUUUUUUUUUUCCCUUCUCUUUUUUAAAGCCCACCCUGUGGUUAACUCUUCGGAUACUGGAAUCAUUAGAGAUCCAUUGCUGGCAAUGGAUGCAUUAGAACCUUUUGCUAUGAAAGGCUUAAGAGACCAUAGAAAAGCCUAACUCACUGACCUGAAAAGACUCUGUUGACUUGCCUUUUAUAAUUCCAUCUCAUCAGAUAUUUUCAGCAUAGCUGUUGUUUUCCCAUCUAAAUCCAGAGGGGUCAACACUACAGAUUCAAGAGGAAAACACUUUAUGGCCUUAAAGAAACAAGUGCUUGUGCAGAAAGAGAGCGCGGUGCCUAAAGACAUGGUUGUGCAAUAGUGUGUAGGCUUUGGUCCACCACUGCUCUCUCACUGGACUCUUUCCUGGUGGUUCACAAGGAGAGGAUCAGAAAGUGAAGUCAUGGCAACUGAAAUGAAGAGACGGGAGAAAGGACCCCGCUCUCUAUUCAGAGAAUGUGAUUUCUUGUUUACUUACCAAUCCUUUACCUAUUGUGCUUUUGCACAGAUAACCAGCAUUAUUCAUGUUAUUUGAUUGGGUAAAUUGAAACACAGAAUCACGUGUAAGCCUGCUGAAUUUUGGGAAGCAUGUAGCCCUUGUUCCUUUAGAUGCUGAAGGAUGUUGUGAGAGCAACUUGCCGCCGCAAUGAGGCAUUGGUGGGAUGACAGCUGUGCUUCUUGUGAUUCCCAGGCUGGUAUUACCACGAGCAUUUGGUGAUUUACAGUGCAAAGGAAUAGAUAAUCCCCAGAGACAGGUUUCUUUUUAACAAAAGAGAACUUUGGAAGUCAUCUAAUUAAAGGUAACACAGGUAAAACCUUGCUUAUGGGUCGGUGAUCCAAAGGGAACUGCACUGGGUUGUUCAGUAAUGCAAUCUUGUGGGUGUGUUGUGUGAAUUUGAAGAAGAAAAAUUAACACCAGAGUAUCUUCCACUGGACUGUUAAGUAGAUUCAGUGAUUUUUCCAGAAGUUUAUCUUUCAAGGCUACAAGGCUCACUGUGCCUUUGAAUUAGGCACAUUUUCAUAGACGUGAUUGAAUAGAGAAUGUAUUUUGUUCAUCCAAAGCUGUGUGUAGCUGCUAUGGAAAGACAGAAAAAAAGACUAUUCUGGUUUAAAAAGCCACAAAAAUGUCUCUGUGCGUGCAUGUGUGCUGCGUACUCGUGUAUACAGAGUUGUGUAUAAAGAGGAGUACAUGUAUAAUGUAUGUAUAGGUGAAUGCGUGUGGGGGAAUGGGUGUAUAUACAGAUUUUAAAACCUUGAAAAUGUUUAUGAAAAAUGCCAAAGAUUCUAAAGCUUAUGAUCUUGUGUCUGUUCUUCUUCAUUUUGUAUCUUCCCCGGCAUGUCUCUCUGGCUGAGCCAGAUCUCUGCAUGAUUUGAUUUACUUCAAGUUAAUGAAGCUGGUUGGAAAGAGCCUUGUAGAAAUUAUAAAAUCUCCAGUAAAUCUCCUUCUUGUACAUACAAUAGAUGUUCACGGACCCCUUUUGUUAAACCAGUUUCUCAAUCUUCUGUGUAAACAAUGCCUCAUUGUCUCGCUUUGAACUAUCAUGUAGCUUAUCAUACUGUAGUCUUGUCAUUUUAUAAGGACCAAAGUCAAACAUGUUUAAACAGACAUGUGAGAUCUGAUUGUUGAUUUGAGUGAAAACAUUCAACUGCAGGAAAAGUUGUUUAUUUAUUCAGAAGCUGGGACUGAUAAUUUAGUAGAUUUUUUUUUUUUCCUAUACAUUUUUCCACUUGGAACUGAUUUACUGAUUUCUGUUCAGGAGACAGGGAGGUGUCUUUUUUGUGUGUGUGUGUAUGUGUUUCAGAAUAAUUUGUAUUAGAUUGUUAUGCUGGAGACAUACCAAAUGAAGGGGUUUGGAUGAUCCAAUACCUAUAUAUGUUGUAAUGAGCUCUUUGUUUUGAUAAAUGCUGUUUGAAAUGCAAUAAACAUUUGAUUUUAUGAUGAUACUUUUAAUUUACCUGAAUUAGAAGAUAUAUUUCCCAUUCUUUGCAAAAUGCUUACUGUACUAUAAUAUUUAGUGUCUGACUAGGUAAGUAAAUACAUGGCUUGACAGUGCAGUGUAACAACUAAUGCCAGAGGUUACUUGGAUUGUUAAAAUAUUUAAUGUAUAGCAUGGAAAUGAUAAACUUACACUUUUAAUUUAAGGUAGUCAUUUCAGUACAACAGUGUGUACAUUUGCAGUCUAAAAUCUCUAAGAACAGAAAGCAUUCAGAAAUUUGAAUCCAACUGUGGGUCUUUUGGAUGACUGUGGAUAACAAAAUCAUGAAGAUACUGGAAUAUGACUAAAAAUGUCCACUAACUGUACAGUGUGUAAAUAACUGGACUUGACAUAUAUGUGCAAAUGUAAUAUGUACUCAUGUUUGCCCAAACAUAAGCUGCUGCUGAAGGCUGGUUUCUUGAACAAUCAUGAAGAGUCAGCUCCCCUAUGGAUCACUGUCAGUAAAACUCAGUCACUGAAAUGCACCUUGUGGAAAGCAAGCAAACAACUGAAUAAAGCAAAGUU
This is a messenger RNA of Cuculus canorus (common cuckoo), 6207 nucleotides long. It is a transcript of the gene MCTP2, whose product is annotated as multiple C2 and transmembrane domain containing 2. Bases 365 to 3004 code for a protein of 879 amino acids. Gene Ontology annotation, cellular component: synaptic vesicle membrane. Gene Ontology annotation, biological process: regulation of neurotransmitter secretion. The record is from RefSeq and is a predicted model, not a curated record. The transcript is spliced from 24 exons. Gene Ontology annotation, molecular function: calcium ion binding. NCBI's taxonomy places the organism in Eukaryota, Metazoa, Chordata, Aves, Cuculiformes, Cuculidae.